Artibeus jamaicensis (Jamaican fruit-eating bat) is the source of this 4892-nucleotide messenger RNA. RefSeq names its product melanocyte inducing transcription factor (gene MITF). The record is from RefSeq and is a predicted model, not a curated record. The coding region runs from base 165 to 1829 and encodes 554 amino acids. Gene Ontology annotation, cellular component: nucleus. Gene Ontology annotation, molecular function: RNA polymerase II cis-regulatory region sequence-specific DNA binding; protein dimerization activity; DNA-binding transcription factor activity, RNA polymerase II-specific. The transcript is spliced from 11 exons. NCBI's taxonomy places the organism in Eukaryota, Metazoa, Chordata, Mammalia, Chiroptera, Phyllostomidae. Gene Ontology annotation, biological process: melanocyte differentiation; regulation of transcription by RNA polymerase II.
CCAGGCGAGAGUGAACUCCCGGCGCCGGGGCAGCCGCGCGGGCGGCUGGCUGAGCCAGGCACUUCGCGGGGCGCCGGCUCCCGGGACCCAGGCCCGCCACCUCCCCUCCGUCCCCCGGGCUCCACUCUCACUUCCGAGCAGUGGAGGGACGGGCAGCUGGAGACAUGCAGUCGGAGUCGGGGAUUGUGCCGGAUUUCGAAGUAGGGGAGGAGUUUCACGAGGAGCCCAAAACAUAUUACGAACUCAAAAGUCAGCCCCUGAAGAGCAGGGCUUGCAGAACACCUUACAGGGAAAAGAUGGAGGCGCUGAGAGUUCAGAUGUUCAUGCCCUGUGCCUUUGAAAGCUUGUAUCUCAGUUCCGAGGAGCAUCCUGGGGCCUCCAAGCCUCCAAUAAGCUCCUCCAGUAUGACAUCACGAAUCUUGCUACGCCAGCAACUCAUGCGUGAGCAGAUGCAGGAGCAGGAGCGCAGGGAGCAGCAGCAGAAGCUGCAGGCAGCCCAAUUCAUGCAACAGAGAGUGCCCGUGAGUCAGACACCAGCCAUAAACGUCUGCGUGCCCACCACCCUCCCCUCUGCCACCCAGGUGCCGAUGGAAGUCCUUAAGGUGCAGACUCACCUUGAAAACCCCACCAAGUACCACAUACAGCAAGCCCAAAGGCAGCAGGUAAAGCAGUACCUUUCUACCACUUUAGCAAAUAAACAUGCCAACCAAGUCCUGAGCUUGCCAUGUCCAAACCAGCCUGGCGAUCAUGUCAUGCCACCGGUGCCGGGGAGCAGCGCACCCAACAGCCCCAUGGCUAUGCUUACACUUAACUCCAACUGUGAAAAAGAGGGAUUUUAUAAGUUUGAAGAGCAAAACAGGGCGGAGAGUGAAUGCCCAGCAAUGAACACGCACUCCCGAGCGUCUUGCAUGCAGAUGGAUGAUGUUAUUGAUGAUAUCAUUAGCCUUGAAUCAAGUUAUAAUGAAGAAAUCCUGAGUUUGAUGGAUCCUGCCUUGCAAAUGGCAAAUACGUUACCUGUGUCUGGAAACUUGAUUGACCUCUAUAGCAAUCAAGGACUGCCACCCCCAGGCCUGACCAUCAGCAACUCCUGUCCAGCCAACCUUCCCAACAUAAAAAGGGAACUCACAGCGUGUAUUUUUCCCACAGAGUCUGAAGCAAGAGCAUUGGCUAAAGAGAGACAAAAAAAGGACAAUCACAACUUGAUUGAACGAAGAAGAAGAUUUAACAUAAAUGACCGCAUUAAGGAACUAGGUACUUUGAUUCCCAAGUCCAAUGAUCCAGACAUGCGCUGGAACAAGGGAACCAUUUUAAAAGCAUCUGUGGACUAUAUCCGAAAGCUGCAACGAGAACAGCAGCGUGCCAAAGAGCUUGAAAACCGUCAGAAAAAACUGGAGCAUGCGAACCGCCACUUGUUGCUCAGAAUACAGGAACUUGAGAUGCAGGCUCGAGCUCAUGGACUUUCCCUUAUUCCAUCCACGGGUCUCUGCUCUCCAGAUUUGGUGAAUCGGAUCAUCAAGCAAGAACCCUCUCUUGAAAACUGCAGCCAAGACCUCCUUCAGCAUCCUUCAGACCUGACUUGUACAACAACCCUUGAUCUCACGGACGGCACUAUCACCUUCAAUAACAGCCUCGGAACUGGAGCCGAGAGCAGCCAAGCCUAUAGUGUCCCGACGAAAAUGGGUUCUAAACUAGAAGACAUCCUGAUGGAUGAUACUCUUUCUCCUGUUGGUGUAACUGAUCCACUUCUUUCGUCAGUGUCCCCGGGAGCUUCCAAAACGAGCAGCCGGAGGAGCAGUAUGAGCAUGGAGGAACCAGAGCAUGCAUGUUAGCAAAGUCUUCCCUGCUCUUUGUUCUCACAGCUGCUUCUUUCCUGAUCAGUAGAUUUAGUAAUUGACCUGAGGGGUUGUCUCGAUAAUUUCCCUUUAAUAUGAAUUUUUUUCAUGCUUUAUCAAUAGCCAGGAUAUAUUUUAUUUUUUGAAUUUUGUGAAACAGACUUGUAUAUUCUAUUUUACAGCUACAAAUGCCUCCAAAGUAUUGUACAAUAAGUGUACAGUAUAUCUAAACUGAAUUCACCCUAGACGUUAGCUUUCUGAGUAAGAAGAUUUUGCAUCAUGGAAAUUUCUGUCCAUUCUUAUUCAGGUGAAACGGGUUGGAGAUUUUUAUGCCUGUGACUUCCUUGGAAAUUAAAUAUAAAGUUUAAUUGGAAGAAUGUAAAAAGCAACCAAAAAUAAAUAGGGAGAGAGACAGACAGACAGGCAGGCAGGCAGGCAGAGAGACGAAAGAAAAGAAAUUCAGACUAACCUUUUCCAUUUUGUAAAUGUGUUCGUUGGUACUGCCUUAAAGAUACAGUACCCACUAGCAUCAGUAUACUGUAGACUAUUUAAAGAAAUACUUAUAUUCUGCAAAAGAAAGAAAUACAGCCAUAUUCAGGAGGAUUGUCUGGUGAAAAAAAUAACUGAAACAUUACUUAUCACUGAAAUUGCAGAGAGACAUAUCAGGGCUCUGAAGUUUGGGGUUGAAUCUUCACUCUCUGCUGUUAUAAUUGUCCUCAUCAAUGAGUAUGAUUCAAUUUUCCAUAAGAUAUAUUUUAUUUUUAAAUGAAAAUUAAUGUCUUCUCAAAGUAAAAUAUUGAGGAGCACUGAGUGUUUUACUUUUUUUCCUUCAAUUUUACUUUUGAUAAGAAAACCAAUCUGGGCACAUUUCUAAUUGGCUUUACAAUUUUUAUUUUUAAAUUAUGUUUUACUGUUCAUUUGAUUUGUACAGAUUCUUUAUUAUUAUCAUUCUUUUCAGUAUGUUUAUGUUAAUUUGUAAAAAUAUGCAUCUUAAAAUGGCAAGUUUUCAAUAUUUUUACAAUUCACUGAUGGUUUUCUGCAUUCUUUGUACACAUGAAAGAAAGUUCAUGUGUUUAAAGAGCUCUGCAAAUAUUUUGUAUAUUACAGUCUCACUCAGAACUGUUUUUUCACACAUUUAAGAUGUAGUAUUAAUAGGUAAAACUGGCUUUCUAGGGAGAAUAAACUUAUUUAUUUUUAGUGAUAUAAAAAUAGCAAUAUUCUUGGAGACUGGUAACCAUAGUGUUAAUAUACCCAUUAUUGUCAUUUAAAUUGAGGUUUAUUUCAGCAAACUUGCUGAAUUUUUUUAAGGAGAAAUACUGUAUUGGCCAAUUACUGGUACUUGGUAACUGUUUAACAAGCAGCAAUAUUGUAAAGGUAGUCUCUGUGCAUUAUCUCCUUGUGUAGUCCUAUGCAAUAAGAGCAGUCUUACAUGUAUUCUGUCAGGCCUACGUGUUUUAUACAGAUGACCUGUGAUGUUAAGAGCCAGGCUGUUGAAUGGAAUUUCUCAGUAGCAGCCUACAAUUGAAUAGCAGUGGCAUAAAGCAUAUCGAUUCAGAAUGAAGUGCCUUAAAUAUAGCAGUAGUCUUUUUUGGAACUAGCACUGACUGAAGUGUACUGCAGGAGAAAGUUUAUAGUCAGGAACAUGUAGCAUGGUGCCUAUGUAGACAAUAUAAGAGCUUCCAAUUCUUCAGAUAUUUUUAAUAUUAAAUAUAUUUUAGUGACAGAGUGCCAACUUCUUUCAUCAGGAAACCUUAUUCAGGAAGGUUUUUUUUUUUUUUAAAAAGAAAAUGAAUUUAAAUGUCAAAUGUGAUUUGGUGAUAGGUAUUGGAGGGUUCAAGAAGGAGUGAUUGUCAAAUGUGUGAAUGGAUGACUUAUAUGAAAAUAAUUCACUGCAUACAUAGUUCCUGUGCACAUUGGGCAGUGAGAAUCCUUGGAAAUUUGAUGACACUAUCAGUUUUAUAGCUUUAUUACUUAAGGGAGUAGGGAAAAUUAGUUCCCAUUCUUUCAACCUCCUUAAUUACAUAGAUAGCUCUUUUCCUAGAACAGUGAUGCAAGUGUGCAUGAAAAGCUAAUUGUACCAUAGUGUGCAUUGAUACAAUCAUAGCAUUGUCUAUUUUUCUCUUCAUAUUUAUAUGGGGGAAGGGGAGCUGGGUACAAAAGUCUGAGAUUGCAAUGGUAUGAUGCUAGUUUUCUCUAAUUUGGAGGGUUCUUAAAAAUAGAACAAGGUUGACUAACCAAGGCCCAGGGAAUUUGGCCGGGGUUAAGCAACAGUAUGGAAAGCUUUGUGGAGAGAAAGCUUGGCAACUCGUGCCACUGUCCUGGGUCUCACAACUCCUGAGCUCAUCAUCACCUGCUUCCCCAUCCCCUUCUUAAGAGAUAGUUUCUGGGAGUGGCAGGUGAGUAAGCCCAGGAUGCUGCAACUUCAGGGGUGGUUUUAUUUAUUUCUUUUUUGCCAAAUAGAGUAUGGAUUUGUUUUAGGGACUAGUUAAGCCAAGAGGCAGUGGUUUGGGCUUGCCUUCUGUGAUGAGAAAAUGAUCCACACCACUACCCAAUCCCUGGGUGCAAAAUUGUGACGGGGUUGGGCUUCCACCUGGAGUGACAAAAUGCCAAACUUGUCCACCUGCCUCUGUGUAAGGUAAUGGAAAUACCAAGCCUUCUGACUUUGCCAAAAACCAUACAACCAACCUGUCAUACAUAGAAUGACAAAGUUCUUUCUGGUUGUUUUUUAAAAAUAAAAAAAUAAGAACAAAUAAAAUAUGUAGGAAGUUAAAAGAUACAAAAUAGAGCACAAAGGAAUGCACUUAUUGAUAUAUUUUUAAAAUGCACUGGAAAAAAGUUGAUGUUGAUAACAGUGUAUUAAAAAACUCUAUUUCUUGAAAAAAAUGACAAAUGACUGUCUCUUUCGGAUGCUUGGUACUGUAAUGUAGUCAUCUGCUGUUGGAUCCAGCAAUAAUUUCUGUAUGGUCUAUAGCACUAUAUAUUAUGGAUCGAUAUUAAUGUAUCCAGUGAUAUAAUCGAAAUGUUGUUCUUGAUAGCCUCAUUAAAGCAUUUCUUUUUUCA